GCUCGGGGUGACCAGGGAGGGCUCCGGGUCCACCCGGCGGCCGCGGGCUUGGCUUGGGCGGGGCCGGGCUGCGGUGGGAGCCGGAAGCAGCCGCUGCCCAGCGCGGGAGACAUGGCGGGAGUGAAAGCUCUUGUGGCAUUAUCCUUCAGCGGGGCCAUCGGGCUGACUUUUCUUUUGCUGGGCUGUGCCUUGGAGGAUUAUGGCGUGUACUGGCCCCUGUUCGUCCUGAUUUUCCAUGCCAUCUCCCCCAUUCCCUAUUUCAUUGCCAAAAGAGUCACAUACGACUCUGAUGCAACCAGCAGUGCCUGCCGGGAACUGGCGUAUUUCUUCACUACUGGAAUUGUUGUUUCUGCCUUUGGGUUUCCUGUUAUUCUUGCUCGUGUGGCUGUGAUCAAAUGGGGAGCCUGUGGCCUUGUGCUGGCAGGGAACGCAGUCAUUUUCCUUACAAUUCAAGGAUUUUUCCUUGUAUUUGGAAGAGAAGAUGAUUUCAGCUGGGAACGGUGGUAGCACCUUAGUUUGACAGAAUGUGUUGAGUUUCUUAAGUGUAUGGGCGCACCUGUGGCAUUUUACUAUGAAAUUUAAUAUGCUGGGUUUUUUAUACCUUUAUAUCAUGUUCACUUUAAGGAAUACUUCAUGAGUAAAAGAUUAGUUUUAUUCUCUGUAAAUAGACCUCUGGAGUUUAGAUUAUGUUACUAAAGUCAAAUUAUGUUACUUUUUGCUGUUUGCGUAGUCUUGGUGCUCUGAGAAGUGUCUUACAGACGCCGUGGCAGGCCAGAAUUUGCAGGGGAUGUGCUCCGGAAGGCAGGUGACGGGAGGCAAGUGACAAGUGGCAGGUGAUGGGAGGCAGGUGUUGGGCUGAAAAGGCAGAGGCAGCUCUCUCUGCGCCAAAGACCUUUGUUUCUUCAAGCGGGACCCUGGACCAGGAGCACAGACCUUUCCCAGGAGUGUGUCAGAGACACAGAGUCUGCAGGUCACACCCGAGCCCACACCCACACCGGCGUGUCGGUGAGCCCCGCACGUGGACGCCAUCACCGAGGAGGCGGCACCACUUCCCUGUGGCCGUCCCCACCGCACCACCGAUCUCUCCGUGUCAUCCACUUGCUUGUAAGAAAUGUCUCACCUGCCCUCAUGUUGAGGGUGGGCCCAGACUCUUGUGUUAUGAAGUGUUCAGAUCUACACAAUACGGGCUGUUCUGCAAAUCUGUGAAAACUGCGCUGGGAAUGGGGAGAUGGUCUUGGAAGGGCACCACGUCUUGGUUAGAUGGGAGGAAUAGUCUGAUCACUGUGAGGCCGGCCGGCCACACAGCAUGCUGAGUAGAGGAGGCAACAGUACAGUACGUGUCCAGUAUUGCUAAGAGUAAAUUUCUAAUGUUCUCAUCACAAAUAGCAUUCGAUAUUUCAGGUGAUGUGUAUGUUAAUGAGCUUGACUUAAUCAUUCCACAUUUUACUGAAAAAACAUAACACCACUUUGUACCUUAUAAAUAUAUAUAACUAUCAUUUGUCAAUACAUAAUAAAAAAUCAGUUAAAAAAACAAAACAAGACAUACCACAGCACACCCCCAGAGGUGUCCCCAGCAGGCAUGGGUGUCUCCAGCAGGGAUGGUGACAGUAGAUGUCCUCUGAAGGCAGCAGCUGUUUGCACAGGGCUGCCCUGGGAGGAGGGGAAGGGGCUGAGCUGACACCAGCUCCUGCUUUAACAGGGGUUGGCAGAAUAGAGGUGAAACUUUCCAAUGUCCCCUUAUAAUCUGGCCCUUCUCCGAGCAGCUCCUUGCCUAGGCCCCCCCUUGGCAGUUGUGAUUUGCCCUGGACUUUCCUUCCCAAAGAGACAUAAGAGCCAGGUGAGCCCACACAAGGGGGUGGGCCGGCUCAGUCAGUGCACACGUAGAGGUGGCCAUUGUCACUCAUAUCCUGGACUCUCAUACAUGACUUUAUGCCACCUUCUGAGCCGUCAUCAGGAUUAAUGUCAUGUCGGGUCCUAUAGUCACAGUCUAACCUAUUGAAAAAGGGAAGAAUCAGAAAUAGAACCACUUGAUCUGAAUACAGCCAGAGGUUUUUAAACAUUUUUAAACAUUCUGCCAGCAUAAUGACUAAACACAUUCAAAACACUCAAACCUUCAGGUUUGUGACCUCGUGAUCUGAGUAGUUAGCUACUGUGACACUGGGACCAGAAGGAUACCUAAGGGGAUAUGUGGCCUUGCACUGGAUUUUAUGUUCUCAAUGUUCUGUGUACCUAUCAAAUUGUCAAAGCUGUUAUUUCCAAUAUUUAUAUUAGAAGCAUUAUUCAGAUACUUCGUAAUUUUAACCAGCAUUUUUAAUAAUGACACUUGCACUUGUAAUAAAUUUCACUUUUAA
Otolemur garnettii (small-eared galago) is the source of this 2351-nucleotide messenger RNA. It is a transcript of the gene LEPROT, whose product is annotated as leptin receptor overlapping transcript. Gene Ontology annotation, cellular component: endosome. NCBI's taxonomy places the organism in Eukaryota, Metazoa, Chordata, Mammalia, Primates, Galagidae. The transcript has 4 exons. The coding region runs from base 112 to 507 and encodes 131 amino acids. Gene Ontology annotation, biological process: negative regulation of growth hormone receptor signaling pathway; late endosome to vacuole transport via multivesicular body sorting pathway. The record is from RefSeq and is a predicted model, not a curated record.